AUGGACCACCUGCCGCAUCCCAUCCGAGCCACCUUCCCUCCGCUGACCAUACCAUACUACGACAAGUACAAGUUUGACAAAGGCGACUUUUCCGGGUAUCCAUCGAGAUGCGGCUUCGACAAGACCGAGUUCCAGUGGGGUGACUUCUGUUCUGUGCCGUGGGAAGACCACGACGCGUUCUUCCAGGCUUGGCUCUUCUUUGGACUGCUAUAUGAUUUCUUCGGAGCAGACGGUGAGGAGUUCAUCGAUCAGGGUGCGAAGAGGAUCACGACGGCCAGUCUGCCACGACUGGCAGCCAAGUGGCAGAAGAGCCUACCAAGGUUCUCACGCAAAGACCGGCUCUCUGAAUAUGAGCGCGUGCAGAAGAGCUUACGCGAGGCGUGUGAUGCUGUGGGCUUCCUUGACACCGCGGAGCGCAGAGCAAAGGGGCAGUCGAACUUGAGCGAAGAGAUCGCGUAUUCCAUCGUCGUCCUUGGUCUGACUCUCGAAGAAGUGAAGAUAUACCACAGCGGUAUCUCUGCGAUCGGUGGAGUAGAUAACACAGACCUCAUCUCGACGCAAGUCGGCGGCUGGCCUUCCACCGAGCUUGUACGAAAGCGAUUCGAAGCAGGGGGCUGGUGCAGAUCAGGAACCAAACGGCUGCAAAGUUACUUCAUGGCUACUGGCCAAUUUUACUGUGCGUCCUUGGAGAGCGCUGGACUGCAGAUUGACCAUUCGGCGUGCACAGAGGACCGCUGCAUGGCCGAGAACAUCAACGAAAGCACAUAUGUCACUGCACAUAGCGAUGCGUGUCAUGACCAGACCUCGUGCCAGCAUUCCGGGCCACAGCUGUCGGACAUGGAGGCCAUUCUCGAAGCCGGCAAUUACCCUGUGCUAUCCAUCGCAUUGUUGAAGGACGGGUCCAGCUUCGAGAUUAAGGCCGUGCCCUACCACAAGUCCAUACGCUACACCGCCAUCUCGCACGUCUGGGCUGACGGCGUUGGGAAUCCCCAUGCUAACACUCUUCCCAUAUGUCAAAUAGAGCGCCUCCAUCACUUGCUAGCUUCCUUGCAAGAGCAGGUCGAUCCACACUGGUCGUCUGUCAAGAACUUCUUGAAGCGGUCUUCCAAGAAAGAGCCGCUGUACUUCUGGAUGGACACCCUGGCGAUACCACUGCGGAAGGACCUGCGCAAGAAAGCAAUCAAACUGAUGUAUCAGGUCUACAAGAAUGCUACGAACGUAUUAGUGCUCGAUCGGACCAUGUUGCACUUCUCCACCAUCGACCGAUCUCUCGAGGAACUAUGCUUUCGCGUGUCUGUCUCUGCCUGGAUGAGACGUGCGUGGACUCUGCAAGAAGGCGCACUGGCGAACUCUCUUUACGUUCAGUUCAAGGACAAAGCGGUGAAUGUAGUAGAAGCUGAAGAGAGUAUGUCGAAAAAGCUCAUGCGCGCUGAAUCAAGCAACGUGGUGCUUGAGGAAAGCUGCAGCGCGAUCAGGAAUAUCAUGGGAAGUGGAGCAGAGAGAGACGAUGGGCAGCUCGUGACUGCGCUAUCUGGCAUCAGAGCUCGAUCAACCUCACACGAGGAGGACAAGGAGAUCUGUUUUGCCGUCAUGAUGCGUUUUGAUAUGGAGGCUGUGAUGAGCGCUGAAGGCCAGAUGCGGACGGCGAACAUUUACAGGCAACUUCCUUACAUACCUGAAAAGCUGUUCUGGCACACAUGCCCAUCAAUGGACAUCUCUGGUCUCAAGUGGGCACCUCGGAGUCUCUGGGACUGCGUAGGAGGCAUUCCGGAAUUUGGAAUGAAGCUUUCGGAGCAAGGCCUUCACAUCGCCACCUCUGGCAUGGUAUUUCGCGCCAGAACUCAUUACCUCGACAGAUGGGGCCCGCAUCUCCGCGAUCCGACCACUGGAAAAUGGUACAACUUCCGGUGGCAAGAAGCCGAAGCAUUCGACGGCACUCGAGUCAAGUCAAAGAACGAGUGGACUGUUCUCGCAGUCAUCUUGCGCACGGCUGUUAUGCUCAAUCCUAUCCAAGAUGGGGUCGUGAUUCGUUUGGACCAGACUGUGGCGAGCCCAGCACUUUUGGAGCUUCAGCGGAUUGUUGGCGCGAGCGAUGGAAACGCAAUUUCGGGAGAGAUCAUGGGCCGUGGGAAAUUCGAGGAGCUGGACCCGGCGACAACUACAUAUCUGGCAGAGCGAACGGAAGCAAACAAGAAGGGGUUUGAUGAAUUCAGAGCAGAUGUCCGUGCUGGCAAAAGCAGACUUGAGGACUGCGACGAGCUGACACGGAGAGUGGUCGUCGAAGAAGGUGAUGACUCGUGGUAUGUAUUUGACGGCAUCAUGGUUGGUGAUAGGCAGAAAUGGAUAGUGCAGUGA
Messenger RNA from Saxophila tyrrhenica, 2355 nucleotides. RefSeq lists its product as uncharacterized. The coding region runs from base 1 to 2355 and encodes 784 amino acids. The transcript has 2 exons. The record is from RefSeq and is a predicted model, not a curated record. Lineage: Eukaryota; Fungi; Ascomycota; Dothideomycetes; Mycosphaerellales; Extremaceae.